AUGAGUACUGAUAAGAAACUUAAAAAAUUGAAUUAUUUUGAAUGUUUUUUAUUGAGAGCAGUUCAUUAUUUAACAAAGCAUGAUGAUUUAAAAAAAACAAAAAAUUUUAUAGUUGUAAAUGUUUUUAUAGAUUUAUUAAAUAGAUUCAUUGAGUUUUAUAAAUAUCUGAAUAAACUGGAAGAGGUAUUUAAAUUGAUAAAAGACAAUAAUGAAGAUAUUUUACCUGGAAAGUUAGAUGAGAUAGUUUCAAUAAUUAUUCAAAAAUUUUUAUUGCAAUUUAAGUUAUUUGAAGAAAAAGAAUUAAUUUUUGACGAGAUUUGUAAUUGUUUAACUCAGAAUAAUAUAAAACUAACUUAUUUUAUGAUGGGUGUUGAUUGUGAUAAAACAAAUUACACGUAUAUGUUAAAAAAAUUUAAAGAUAUUCCUGUUUUUAAUAGCUAUUCAGAAUAUAAAUAUAUACUUAAAGAAGCAAGUAUACUUUAUGUUUUUUAUAUUAAUUCCUUGUAUGUAUUUGGUCAGAAUGAUUAUGAUUAUUUAUCAGCUACAAAAAAAUUAAUAUUAAUUAACUUUGUUAAAUUAAUAAAUAAUCUACGAUGA
Messenger RNA from Hepatospora eriocheir, 597 nucleotides. NCBI's taxonomy places the organism in Eukaryota, Fungi, Microsporidia, Hepatosporidae. The record is from the annotation of a GenBank genome assembly.